Girardinichthys multiradiatus is the source of this 3929-nucleotide messenger RNA. Its product is annotated as collagen alpha-2(VI) chain-like. The transcript has 32 exons. Bases 205 to 3240 code for a protein of 1011 amino acids. The record is from RefSeq and is a predicted model, not a curated record. Lineage: Eukaryota; Metazoa; Chordata; Actinopteri; Cyprinodontiformes; Goodeidae.
GGGACAGCAGGGCGAAAGGACUUUCUGCUGCGGGAAGUGAGCGCACAUCCAGACGCUUUUCUUACCCAAUUUGUCCUCCCGAAUCCCCCUGUUUUCUCUCUCAGCUUUCCCUCCCGUGGAAAUGAGGACAUAAUCAGCUGGGGGUGGGGGGCGCUGCGUACAAAGGUUUGAAGUUUAUAACUGUUCAGACAGCAGAAGAGGAAGAUGCUGACGUUAGAAGCCAUCGUGCUCUGCCUUCUCCUCGGAACCCUGACUAAUACCAUAAAAGCAGAGUGCAACCAGAGGAGAGAAUGUCCCAUACACUUGUACUUCACCAUAGAUACAUCUGAGACCAUCGCGCUCCAGGAGUCGCCCCCUGGAUCGCUGGUGGAAAGCAUCAAGAUGUUCACAGAGCAGUUUGUACAGCGUUUGAACGAUGAUGACGUCCGGGGCACUGUUAAAAUCAGCUGGAAUAUUGGUGGACUGCACUUUUCCCAGACUCAGGAGGUUUUCAGCCCUAUCCAGGCCAGGAGCGAGUUUAUCACUCGUCUCAGGAGCAUUCGUUACCUUGGAAAAGGCACUUACAUUGACUGUGCUCUCAGAAAAAUGUCAGAGGAGAUGCUGCAAGGACCUUCAAACCCCACACCCCUCCGUUUCGCGGUGGUAAUCACUGAUGGCCAUGUAACUGGAAAUCCAUGUGGCGGCAUCAAGGUGUCGGCAGAGGACGCUCGUGAUAAGGGCAUCAGGAUGUUUGUUGUGGCAGCAUCAACGAACAUUGAAGAGACAGGACUGAAGGAGAUCGCCAACUCCCCAGCGUCGGUCUACAGGAAUGACUUCAUGGCUGUGGAUCUUAGCCAGGGCAGACCUAUUAUACAGACUGCGACAAUGGACCGCAUUAUUAAGACAAUAAGACAUAUGGCGUUUGUAGACUGUUACAACGUGUCCUGUCUGGAGACAAAAGGACAGCCUGGUCCAAAAGGUCACAGAGGACAGAAAGGAGCUAAAGGAGACAAUGGUGAAGCAGGACUUAAAGGAGAAAAAGGUCGCCCAGGUGACCCUGGCAUUGAAGGUCCUAUUGGUCAGCCUGGUACCAAGGGUGAACCAGGUUCAAAAGGCGAGAAGGGAGAGAUUGGAACUCAGGGGAAAAAGGGUGUGGCUGGUAUUCCUGGACGUAACGGAACUGAUGGACAAAAGGGCAAAUUGGGACGGAUUGGUGCUCCAGGUUGCAAAGGAGAUCCAGGCGACAGAGGUCCUGACGGUCACCCCGGAGACAUCGGUGAACGUGGUCCUUCAGGAACUGAUGGAGAGAAGGGUGACCCUGGGCGCCCAGGAAAAGCUGGUCCCCCUGGCCCAGAUGGAGAUGGUGGAGCACAGGGAGAGAGGGGAAGUCCUGGGUCACCUGGCAUUCCGGGAACUAAAGGGUUACCUGGACCCCCUGGACGUCCAGGAGCACGAGGCGAGGAAGGAAGAAGAGGAGACUAUGGGCCUAAAGGGGAUCCUGGACCAGAUGGUUCUAAGGGAGAAAAGGGUGAAAUGGGGCCAGAGGGCUUGAGAGGAAUUCCUGGAGAACCAGGAAGCAAUGGUGUAAAGGGAGACAUUGGUUUGCCAGGACCUAGGGGACCAGCAGGAGCAACAGGGGAUACUGGAAGAAAUGGUACCAGAGGAGACCCUGGUGAUGUGGGACCAAGAGGAGAGCCCGGACAACCUGGACCAAAGGGAGACCCUGGAAGACCUGGCUUUAGCUAUCCUGGAACCAGAGGAGAUCCAGGUGAAAGAGGGGACAAGGGCAAUCGUGGACACCGUGGCAGCAGAGGAGACUGUGGUCAGAAGGGACAACCUGGCAAUAAAGGAACCCCAGGAGAGCCAGGUGAACCAGGGCCCUUUGGGGAGCCUGGACUAAGAGGACCAAGAGGGGAGCCUGGUGGUGAUGGAGAUCCAGGCCCAGAGGGAGAUCCUGGACUUACUGAAUGUGAUGUUAUGAACUACAUCAGAGAGACAUGCGGCUGCUGUGACUGUGAGAAACACUGUGGAGCCUUGGAUAUUGUCUUUGUUAUUGAUAGCUCUGAGUCUGUGGGUCUCACCAACUUCACCUUGGAAAAGAACUUUGUCAUCAACACCAUCAAUAGACUGGGAUCUUUUGCCAAAGACCCUCAGUCUGAAACAGGCACGAGGGUUGGUGUUGUACAGUACAGUCACAGCGGGACCUUCCAAGCAAUCCAACUCAACGACCACAAGAUCAACUCAUUGUCGGCUUUUAAGGACGCUGUGAAACAAUUAGAGUGGAUUGCAGGAGGAACCUGGACGCCAUCUGCUCUUAAGUUUGCCUAUGACAACCUGAUCAGAGACAGCCGCAGAGCCAAAGCCAAAGUAACAGUUGUUGUCAUUACGGAUGGACGUUUUGACCCGAGAGAUGACGACACACUACUCACAUAUCUGUGCAACGACCCCAACGUUGAUGUGAGUGCCAUUGGUAUCGGAGACAUGUUUGAGCAGAUUGAAGAGAAUGAGAGUCUGCAAAGCAUUGCCUGCCAGAAGGAUGGCAGAGUGAUGGGAAUGAGACGGUUUGCAGAUCUCGUGGCAGAGGAGUUCAUUGACAAGAUUGAGACCGUGCUUUGCCCUGAUCCUGUCAUCGUAUGCCCCGAUCUUCCUUGUAAAUCAGAGCCUGCUGUGGCUAGCUGUGUCCAGAGGCCGUUGGAUGUGAUUUUCAUGUUGGAUGGUUCUGAGAGGAUGGGCCUGGAGAACCACCGUAGGGCCAAAGAGUUAAUUGAGAAUGUGGCGCGUCGCCUGACCCUGGCAGACGGGCCGACUGAUGACAGCAAGGCCCGUCUGGCUCUGCUGCAGUUUGGCAGCACAGGAGACCACAAAGAAGAGUUCCCUCUCACACAUAAUCUCACAGUGAUUGUGGAUUCACUGGCAGCUGUGAACUACUUGGAUUCCUCGUCUGCUUUGGGCAACGCCAUCAUCUAUGCUGUAAACAAUCUGGUGAUCAAACAGAGUCAACGGUUAUCACGACGCAAUGCUGAGGUGGCUUUUGUCUUCAUCACCGAUGGAAUCACCUCCACCGACCAGCUGGAUGAGGGCGUGUCCGCCAUGAAGAGAGUUGAAGGCGUUCCCACUGUGAUCGCCUUGGGAAGAGACACCGACGAAGAGGUGCUGCGCAACGUUUCACUGGGAGACUCGUCGGCCAUCUUUAGAGGCGAGGACUUCUCCAUGCUGGGGAAAUCUGCUUUCUUUGAGCGCUUCAUCCGCUGGAUUUGCUAGUGAGGAACUGCAGUGCUCUGCACAAUAGUGUUAGAAACCAUUGAAUGACAGAGGGACCAGCUCCUUCAGUGUACAUGUUAAACCCACACAGAGGCACCAGAUGUAACUCUGUUACUAUUAUCAUUCCUGGAUGAAAAGCACUGAGGUAGCUCCAUAUUGUGUUAGGGAAUAAAAUUUGUUUGCAAAAUUGAAAAGAGCGUAUUCGAGUCCAACUCUAAAACACUUCCAGACAUACAGAACCUGUGUGUCCAUUUAAAAGUCUUGUCAGCACUGCCACAGUAGGUAUCCCACAGGAGAGAUUCGAGAUUAUUGUAUGUUAACCAAGCACUCUAUACAUUUUACAUAGUUAUUUUUUUAUCAUGUUUAGCUUGCAGGAACAAACAUUUAUCUAUCAUUCUCUCUUUGACAAACCUUACACACAAUCUCUUCUUUUAAAACAUUAGUAUUUACAUUAAUGGUGCUAAAAGCAGUUUGGGAUGUUCUGAAACCAUUGUUUUUACUUCAUAUUUUACUGUUAUUAUGGUAGUUUAUACUGGUUAUAAAAAAAACCUUAAAUGUUGCCCUGACCAAGAAAUUUUCCACAUAAAUGCCAAGCAGGUACACACAAAUGCUGUGGUCGAUUACACAUAAGCAAGAAACAGUGAAAUCUGUUUACAGUAAGUUUAAAUAAAGACUAAAGUUUGACCCCC